Amoebophrya sp. A25 is the source of this 4122-nucleotide messenger RNA. The record is from the annotation of a GenBank genome assembly. NCBI's taxonomy places the organism in Eukaryota, Dinophyceae, Syndiniales, Amoebophryaceae.
CACAUUUUCACUUGCUUCAAAAACAUUUCGGUUCGUAUUAGCAUCUUUGUUACCACUUGUGCUUGUGGUUAAAGCAUAUUUAUCACCGCAUAAGGUCGUUCUGACAUCAAAAACUGUUCUGUGAGGUCAUGGCAAUCAAGCUAUUCGUAUUGCUUCAAUAGACUGAUUCCGUAGAGGUACACUUAAGUGACUACCGUAUCGUAAACAAGCGCCCGUGUGUAUUGUGUCCAACAAACAACUUGUUCCAAUAUGAUGUUCUUGAAGAUACCGUUCCAGCUAUUUCUGUUGCACCAUAGUACAACAACAUGUUGUACUAUCGUCGCUGCGACGAGUCUACCUUCUGCAGAUCCACCGUCGUCAGCCCGUCAUUUGUCAGGAUCUCCGGAACGAAAGCGUCUUAGAAAGUCGAUUGACCUUCUACAAGAGAUGCAAAAAGCUGCUGAACUACGUGGAUUACUCUGGGAGGAUGUCCAGCGUGUGGAAAAAGCCAAAGACCUGCCAGAACCGAAGAAGAGCAUUGAACUUUUUCUGGCUUCGGCGCACUUAAUGAGCACUACUUCGUACCUACUCCACUCGCCAGACAAAGAUUUUGUGAGCGGAAAGGCUGAAGCGUUGGUCGCGGCAUUGAAAAAAGACGAAGCAGACUGGUUCUCAAGAAACGAAGGAACAACCACUAUUAAGGCUCAACUUUCCUUGGUCAUGGGGGUUCGUUGGUCACUGAGAUCGCAGAGGGGCUCUCCUUAGAGAACAGGGGAAAACAAAGGGAGAACAAGGGGAGAGGCAUGGGGCAUUUUUCUUUCAGAAUCAGUGACCAAUGAAUGUCGACCUUUAACAUUAGGUCGCUUCGUGAUGCGCCGAUGAUUGGCCGAAGGGAGUCCGAGUCCGAGAACAACAGGAGCAACUCCCGUACAAACACAAGCACACAUUUUGCGAAGGACCUCUUGAACUGGAUGAAGUUAAGAAGGAUUUUUGCAAGUAGAAGUUGGCGCUCUGAUCUAUAAUUACUAUCUUCUGAGUAGAAGAGCUGCAUACCUUCUAUGACCUGCUGAUUUUCAAGGGCAUCAACCAAAAGGAAAAGGAUGGAAGAUAUGCAAUAGUUAAACAGACCUCUUGCCAGGCAUAUCAAUCAAUCAAUGAGUUCUAGUUCUAGAUCUCUGUGGGGGUCAAGAAUUUCUAGAGGAUCGAUCAAGAACUACCUGAAGUACCUCCUGCCUCUACUAAUUAAGAUUGUGCAAGAUACGGAGGGCGCUUGGGGUAAGGCGGAAUCCUUUGUACGCUGUCGCAACUUAAAAGCAAUGCCUGACGAGAAUGAGGACUUUGAGGAUCACAACAGCAACCUGAGACGCACUCCCAGGACAUUCGUUGACCGAGUAAAAGAGUACGCAGCGAGUGGACAUUUCAUGUCUUGGAGUUUGAAGGAGGCGAUCAUCGACUCGGAUUUGCAAAAAAUAAAAAAAUUCGUGGAGUACAACUAUUGCGGCCACGCACCCUUGAUCACUGUGCUUGUCGCAGUCGCCGCAGGAGUUCACACGCCAAACAAUGUAAACACAAACAGAAAGGUGUUGGACUACCUUCUCUCGAAGGCUGGGCCGCGUUUUUUGUGGAUCAAUCCGAGGUUAGAUGAUUGGAGUAAUCCUGCUUCCCUUAUCGGUGCCCACACCGCACUACUCUGGCCAAGCAAGACCAUGCUCAAAGGUAUGAAGAUUGGAUGGUGUCCGAUUUCGAUCGCGAUUCAGUCGAAGAAUCACGAUGCCCUUCGACUCUUGUUGCGCGAGGAUGUCUUACGAGAAGGUCUGCACGAGGCUUCUGGUGGGCUAGGCGGCGCGAGAGGAAGAUUCGAUCACGUCAGUAAUUUCGUGUACACGAAGACAACAGCGCUCCAAUUGCUAGCUGCCUCAAACGACAGGAAAGCGUUGAAUAUGUUCAUCGAAUUGAAAGAGCAGCCAGAUUACAGCCGACCUUGGGUUCCUAUUGAAGUUACGAGAGUCCUAGGCUUUUGGUGUUUAUCACUCUUCCCUUUCUUCUACUACCUUACACGCUGCAUUAAUGAUCGCUUGUGACAUAUUAAUUACCGUUAGGCUUAGACUCUUAGUUUUGUCCGUCUCCGUCUUGAUAUUAACGGAAAUUAUGGCAGAAGAAGAACCAACUAAGUAAAGGGGCAACGAGCGAACACCAAAAUAAACCCCAGAAGUACCACCUCUAAGAGAAGUCUUACACCGUACACUUGUCCAAGUCUCAUUAGAGCCGCCGCACAGGCUGGAGCCGUUGACACAUUGAGGAUUUUAAUGGAGACGACGUUUGCAAACGAUCUCGACUUUCAGUUUAAUCGUGGGAAACGCUUCCAUCUGGCUGGCUAUUCCGAUCAAUCUGAUUGGUUUAUAGCGAAUUCCCACAUUGAAAACAGAGAGCGUUCGUUGCUUUUACCCACUCCGAAGGCGGUGGAAAAGAUAAUCGCUUCAAACAGGGCAGACGAUUUACGAAAGACGUAUGGAAUGAAUAUGCCAAGAGCUCAGCGGCGUGGCGAUCAUUUUUGGACCUCUCAAUGGAUCUCCGCGAUUUCUGCAGUGAUCCGUUUGGCCUGUUCACCGAUGGGGACGUAUUUUAAGGCCUCUUUUCUUGAGAGACAUUCUUUCUUGAGAGACAUUCAUCUUUCGAAAGAAGAUUUAAUAGUUUCAAUGGGGAAAAAGCGUCCUCUAGGAUCUCUCUCGUCUAGGAUGCAUCUUUCAUCUACGCAUCACUAAGGCGGACUCUAAUUACUCGCGAGAAAAACACGGAAUGGGCCUUGAUUAUCCUGGUGCAGAACUUGCGGACGAGCAUUCGUACAAGGCGAAUACGAUCUCAGUUUUGAAAUUACUUCUCUACAAGGCACACAGAGGCGCUUUUUUGUUGCCUUUUCACACCUUGGAUGCACUUCAUGGUGAUGAAACUACCAAUGCGGAAGCAGUUCUGACUACGAUACUGAAGUUCAGACCGGAUCUGGCUAGCGCGUCGUACUAUGGGAUGACGCCUUUGAUCGAGGUGGCGCACAACAACUCCCUUAGUGACAGUGCUUCUCUCCGACUAGCAAAGGCUAUUCUCGACACCGCCUGUAGCGAGGAACGUACGAAUUUUAUGUUUACUCCGUUGCAGUGCAGGUGUGGUCCUAUCAUCCGCAAAACUCGACUUGACAGGACUGCCUUGCAAACGUCGAGGGCUUUGCAAUUGGACCGAGGAACAGCAGUAGAGCGACUUCCCAAACCGCAACUCGAAGCGUUUCUACAAAAGGAAGAAGCUCAUUGUGAUGUUGCCGGAUAUUUUUGAAGGUCAAGGUCUUUUGUGUCUUGAAAAACGAAAUGCGAGUUCUUGUACUAUGUUGAUAACGUGUACGUGUAUCUAUUCUUGAAGAAGAAAAUUAUAGAAGGAGGGCCAAAUAUCAGGAGGUAUUGGUACAAGAACUCGGAGCCUAAUCUUCAAGGUCCUCUUAACAUCCGGAAUGAUUUCUAACGUGAAAGAUUUUAUGAAAAAUCCUCUUUUUGAACUACUAUCUGUCGUUCUUGUUUACUAUGUAUGGUUUUAUUAUUUUCACCGAUGAGUUAGUCUGCGUUUCGUACUAACUCUGGAUGUAGUUGAUGUUCCUUGUUUCAUUAUGAGGUCAUUGCAUGAUGGUCGUGUCGUGCUCGGUAGCAGCGACCCACGACCUGUUGCGUAGGAUAAUCUACUGAACAUCAGAUGAAUAAUAUAUCUUCUUCUGCUAAUUAGGAUUAAAAAUCUCGUCUAGUCCGUUUUCCCACUCCUCUGAUUCAUCACAGGAGUGAGAAGAUGUGCAGAGAUUCUAUAAUUUCUUGUCGAUACUAGUAGAAGUUAUAGUUUUGGAGAAGCACAAAAAGGAAUGUUUCUGUAGAUCGGAAAAGAUCUUAUACCAAAGUGAGGCUUUCGCCUGUCUUUUCGAUAGUUAGUUUUGAUGGAGAACGAACCGCUACCACCACCACGGCGGGAAAGUACUGGCACCGCUGAGUUCCGCUUUCAUUAUCAUCGUGUGCAACUUGCAAUAAGAGAACCUAUAGUAAUCGUUCAUAGCGAAGUCGAAGAACAAGUGGAAAAUGUGUGUAUUCAUGCCAGACACAGGUAGUGACAACUUCACAC